Molecule: messenger RNA, 5006 nt
Organism: Psammomys obesus (fat sand rat)
Lineage: Eukaryota; Metazoa; Chordata; Mammalia; Rodentia; Muridae
Gene: Spock2
Product: SPARC (osteonectin), cwcv and kazal like domains proteoglycan 2
Exons: 10
Coding region: 275-1549 (424 amino acids)
Molecular function (GO): protein binding; calcium ion binding
Source: RefSeq, a predicted model, not a curated record
GCUACAGUUACAGACUCAGCCCCCGCUGGCGCAGCCUCUCUGAUUCUCUUUCCCUCCGCGUCCAGCGCUGGGCUUUUUCUGACGUGUGCAUCUGCUAACCAGGUCACAUUUCAGCCACGACCCAGCCUCCGUCAGUCACUGGAGUCAGACAGCAGGAGGAGGGCUGAGGAGGACCGCAGCCUUCGCCAGCAGCGCGGCGCGGUGGAGGGAAGGACAUCAAAUCCUGCAGAAGUCGAGACUCCCAACCCCCACCCAGGUCCAAGCACACACCACGAUGAACGCUCCGGGCUACGGGCGGCUGGCGCUGCUGCUGCUGCUGCUCACUAUGGUCGCCUUGGCUGAAGGCGACGCCAAGGGGCUCAAGGAGGGCGAGACCCCCGGCAAUUUCAUGGAGGACGAGCAAUGGCUGUCGUCCAUCUCGCAGUACAGCGGCAAGAUUAAGCAUUGGAACCGCUUCCGAGACGAUGACUACAUCAAGAGCUGGGAGGACAAUCAGCAAGGAGAUGAAGCCCUGGACACUACCAAGGACCCCUGCCAGAAGAUGAAAUGCAGUCGUCACAAGGUGUGCAUUGCCCAAGGCUACCAGCAGGCUAUGUGCAUCAGCCGCAAGAAACUAGAGCACAGGAUCAAGCAGCCUUCUCUGAAACUUCAUGGAAGCAAAGACUCCAUCUGCAAGCCCUGUCAUAUGGCCCAGCUCAUUUCAGUCUGUGGCUCUGAUGGCCACACCUACAGUUCAGUGUGUAAGCUGGAGCAGCAGGCGUGCCUGAGCAGCAAGCAGCUGGCAGUGAGGUGUGAGGGCCCAUGUCCUUGUCCUACGGAACAGGCUACCACGUCUACCGCUGAUGGCAAGUCAGAGACCUGCACAGGGCAGGACCUGGCUGACCUGGGAGAUAGGCUCCGCGACUGGUUCCAGCUCCUUCGUGAGAACUCCAAGCAGAAUGGCUCAGCCAGCAGUGCAGCCAGCCCUGCAGUCUCCUCUCUAGGGUUAGACAAGAGCCUGGGGACCAGUUGCAAGGAUUCCAUUGGUUGGAUGUUCUCUAAGCUGGACACCAGUGGAGACCUCUUCCUGGACCAGACGGAACUGGCUGCCAUCAACCUGGACAAAUACGAGGUCUGCAUCCGCCCCUUCUUCAACUCCUGCGAUACCUACAAAGAUGGUCGCGUCUCAACUGCUGAGUGGUGUUUCUGCUUCUGGAGGGAAAAGCCCCCCUGCCUGGCAGAGUUGGAGCGUACACAGAUCCAAGAGGCAGCCAAAAAGAAACAAGGUGUCUUCAUCCCGAGCUGUGAUGAGGAUGGCUACUACCGGAAGAUGCAGUGUGACCAGAGCAGUGGCGACUGCUGGUGCGUGGACCAGCUGGGCCUGGAGCUGACUGGCACACGCAUGCAUGGGAACCCCGACUGUGAUGACAUCGUGGGUUUCUCAGGGGACUAUGGAAGUGGUGUCGGCUGGGAGGAUGAGGAAGAAAAGGAGACAGAGGAGGCAGGAGAGGAGGCCGAGGAGGAGGAGGGUGAGGUGGGUGAGGCAGAUGACGGAGGCUACAUCUGGUAGAUGGCCCUCAAGGGCCUUGGCAGGCCAGGGCGCCGAAGGCCAGAAAGACAGGCCAGAAGAGACCUGGACAACAGCAGGCAACUUAGCAAAUGGAUCCAGAAGUCAGUGUGAAGGACCCUGGCUCCAGUGAGGAGGACUGGAGAAUGUGGUAUGUGUGACUGGUGUGUGUGUGUGUGUGUGUGUGUGUGUGUGUGUGCGCUCAUGUGUGUUGGUUGUGUCAUGUGCUGACAGAUGUGUCCUUGAUUCAUGCUGCUCCUGGCAGUAAGUCACCCAAAGGCUCCUUUCUCCUUGUAGUUAUUUUCUUUUCCUUCUGUUGAUUUUAAAAUGCAUGCACAUGUACAUGCAAAUUGGCCAAAAAUCAAUGAAACAAGUUGUCCCUGAUCCUGUCCUGCAGCCCCAAAACCUGGUGUUCUGAUCCUGCUCUAUCAGCCCUACCUUCCUCCUUUUGAGGCCAAAGAGAAGGAGGGCAGGAAGCUGAAAGCUGAGUAUCCUCCUUAAAGUGGGUUGAUUUGCUAUGAAAGCCCUGCCCACAACUGUCUGGUGAUGAUGAGACAGGACUCUGUACACAGCAAGACUUGCCCUUCUGCUGAUGUCUGAAGCGCUAGUUGCAGAUGUGUCUAACCAUGGUCCUUGGGCACACAUAGUUAAUGCUGACUAUCCAUGUAGCCCAACACAAAACUGUAAACUUACCUAAGACAUAGAUUUGUUUUUAUUUGAUAACUCAAUUGAAGAGGAAUUUUUGAGUGUCAGCUUAACAGAUGACAGUGUUCUGCCACAAUGUGAAAAGGUUGGACAUACUUAAUAGAUUUUCUCUUAACCUAUUCCUGAGUAGCCAGAGAUAGCCCAGGAGAAAGGCGGGAGAGGGUAGGUCCCUGAUAACCCAGUCAGGAUCUGUGGCCUCAUGGGGAUCGAGGCUGUUUUCUUAGCAAAAAGGGGCUGUUAUAGUGCUGCUGAGAUUUGGAGCAGCCUGUCAUGAGGACUUGCUGCUGCUACCUCUGUCCCCUGGUGAGGGGGCCCCUGUCCUAAGGAGCUGAGGAUCAGAAAACAGCAUAUGUGUGCCCACCUCCUCCUUGACCCUCUAGGAACCAGUCCUCAAAAAACAUGUCCCUGAGAUCCUGCCACUUCCUAUGCCUUAGGUAGUCCUGGAGGAGAGGCCUCAGAGCCACAGUGCUCUCAACCAUGGGGUUUCUUCUGUCUUAAGGGUCCCCAAGACAGCUCUAGCAGAACCAUGUCCCAAGCUCCAUUUAAAGCCCUACAACAUAUGUGAAUAGAGAACAGUGCAUCAGCGGGACCACACUGGGCAGCUAGGCCCUGAGGUCAUGCCCCCAAAUCACCAAGCCCAGUGGGAGGUCCUUUUACCCAGAUGCCCUAUGGGGUUUGGUGUGUUUAUUGCUUCCUACUUCUCCCUCUCAAAGGAAAUUUCUUAAUAUAUUUGAUGAAGAAUUUUUUACUUGGACCUGGACCUCUGAUAACUUUUGGGACAUGCACGUAUGAGAGAGAGAGAGAGAGAGAGAGAGAGAGAGAGAGAGAGAGAGAGAACAUCUGAGAGUCAUUCUGCUGGCUGGCUGGGGAGAGUGAGAAGGGCCCCCUGUGUGAUGGGAGGCUAGCCACAUACUGGGUCCUUGUACUGAGGCUUUCAGAACAAGGCCCCAGUCUGGUUCCCCACCCCCCGCACUGCCCAGCAUCUUGGGGCACUGGCUGGAUACAUCCGCUGAGUGUCAUUUGGACUUUAGGGGAAGCACCUCAUCCUUCCCAUUCCUUUUUGCCACCCUGGAAUGGCUACCUUCUUUGUCAUUUCCUGGGGGAAGUGCCACUAAGCUCUAUAAAGUGCUUCUCAUUCCACAAGAAAGUUCUGACACUCCAGGUGUUGCCUGGUCCCAUCCCCUUCCUCCUCCCUUCCUCUUCAGGCCUCUGCAACUUUCCUCUGGUUCCUGGCUCAGUCACAUCAGCCCUCUGCAUUCCAGAAGCAGCCCCUUCUCCUUUUCCUCUUUCUCCUCCUCCUCCAGCUGGAGUUACUUGAAACUUUCUGCUCUCCCUAGGAUGGAGUCUGAUUUUUCCUCUACCCCAGCUGGAUUUCCAGAAUGUCCCUGGGUAGCUGCAAAGGAUUUUAGGCUCUCUGGAAUGAGGGGGUGGAGUUCUUUCACUCUGUUCGCUGGGGACCACACUCUGUGUGUUCCUGUAUCUGACUUUGUAAAUAUGUCUUAGGAAGAAAGCAGAAGGUGUUGAACUGUGGCAGGCAUGCAGGGGUCCAGGAGCUUGUCCCUCCCUAAAGCCCCCAGCCUGCUGCUUCUCACCCCACUGAGACUGAGUCCUACAAAGGUAGGCAGAGCAGUUGUUCCUGGUGGGGCUGGAGGUCCCCAAGUACCUCCUGGUCAAGAAAGCUUCAGGUUUCUCCAGGAGCAAGGUCACAAGAUCAUUCUCAGUCCUGUGGUUUCAUCCUUGUAUAAGCUGCCUACCUAUUUUCCUGCUUUCACACCCUUGCUGUGGGCCAGGGAAUUAGGGCUGUGCUGGAAAGUGUUCAACCAAAUUGUAGCAGCACCAUGUCUUGCUGGGACCUGGAGCUGCUCUGCUAGGAGACUCUUUGGCCUGUGGGUGCUGGGAGGGAUGGUGCAAGUUGGGGCAGGUUGGGGUUGGAGGAAAUAAAUGUGCCUUGAGAGACCACUCAGAGCUCCCAGGAGUAACAGGGAUAAGACUUACCCUGGGAGCUCUGGAUGGAGGCAAAGUUGGUGAGAGAGACAUGGAACAUCUUGACUCCCCCCCCAACCCCCAGUAUCCCAUAGGGGUUUCAACUACAUGGGAUAGGUGGGCACAGGUCCUUCCUUACUCCCUCCCCCCCUAGCUGGUUUGGCUUGGCACAUAUUUGGCCUUUCUUGAGCUUUUAUCUGCUUCCAGUUUCAUCUCUGGGUGGGGAGGUCUUUUGGUAUCAUCUCACCAAAGCCUGAGCCUACUGCUCUUGCAGAAAACCAGGGGCCCAUCUUGGACACCUGGGUCAUGAUGGGCCUUCCGACCUGCAGUUGUUCCAGGGAAGGGCCCUGAAGUGCAAAGCGAGUCCCAGGCGGAGCAACCCAUUUCACAGCCCGUGUCCUACUUAAGCUGUCUAAUGUGCAAUAACUGAGCUUAGAGUUAAACAUUGUGGUCAAGUGCUUGGGUUCUGUCUGUAGAUUUAAAUGCUGACAUUGUAUCUCUCAGUAAUUUUAGCUGUCUUUUAAAAAACUGAACAAGUGUUAGACCCGUGUGUGCAUUGAUGGGCCCUUAUGCGUCCUGUGGGUUGUCCCACUUUCUCCCUUCCCCUCAUGACCUGCCUCUCCCCACCUGCCUCCACCUGGGGCCCCUCACCUUGCUAUCAUCUUUAUCUGCCUAUUACUCAGCCUAAGGAAACAAAUUCACUCUGCACAUGCAUAAAGGAAAAUAAAUGUUAUUUUUAAGAAAGUGGAAAAUAAAAACUUUAUAAACACCA